CAAACCUGUUUUUAUGGCGGCCAGUUCUUUUUAAAUGGCUCUCGACCGCGAAUAAUUGUUCUUAGCAUGGCAGUAUCGAACAUCCGUAUAGGAAUAUGUGACCGUCUCAAAAUGGCGCUUUUCGACGAAGGUUCUCUGUGAAUAGGUUCAUCGCCCGAUUAGCAUGGAAGCUAAAUAUCGGGAGAAGGUGGCUGAUCGGAAUCCUCCGAGCCUCUUUGACUUAAGUGGGGCGGUGGUCACCUCCGUCAUGAGGCAGGUGGAAAGAGAAGUGUGGGCACUUCCAGGUCCUAUACUCCAGAACAUCUUGCCUAUGCUUAACAUCUACUACCUGGAGCGAAUUGAGGAGACUGCUGUGAAAAAAGGAUUGUCAACUCAGACUAUCUGGUGCAAGCUCUGGUGUGACAUCAUGAAAACAAGACCAUCCAGGUUUGAGAGCGUUAAAUGCUGGAGGAAAAAGUUUCUUGAAGCUUUCUUCUCAAACGUGCUGCGUGGGACCUUGGAUCUGUCUUCAGACCAGCGCCUGAGAGAUCCUUGCUUUUUGCCCUUGCUAUAUACGUCACAGCAUGUUACUCAACUUACCAUCUAUAACAUGCUUGAAGGAGUAGCAGAGCUGAUGGCCAAACACAAUCAGGGGGUUCUAGAAAACUUGGUUGUUUCACUCAGAUCCUUGACAUUCCGUCACUUGCUCUCCUCCAGUCAGUCCACUAAACAACAGCUGAGUUUGCUUCUUCAUCGCCUAAUUCAUCAUGGGGCUGUGAACCAUGUAUCUAUGAACUCUUGGCCUAAUCCUGACUCAUCACUUUUAGUCCUCAUUCUGAAAAUGAGUGCUGGGAUUUGGCACCCAGGAAAAACUCUUGUAAACCAAGCAAGCCUUUGCCACCUGUGCAGGGAAGCAUUGGUUGAUCAGAGCCAAAAACUAGACCAAGAGCAUGUACCUCAUUUAGACUCAAGCCGGCUGUUUCAUGGAUUAACAACUGGCCACUGUAGUGACAAAGAUCUGAGAAAUGAGAAACUGUUAUCCAGCAUGCCACUAGGCUUUGAAAAUGCUAUAGAGCUGGCUAGAGCUAGCAGUGAGACUCUUAAUAUCUCUGCGGAUAGUCACUGGAGCAGCAGUCCUUUUCAAAGCAAGAUGCAGCACAACACAAGCUCAGAGAGUCAUAAUUCUGAAAAAGGAUCUGUCAAACUUUCUCCAGCAAAAUUGUCUCAAGAUGGCUAUCCUUUAGAUGAAAGUCAGAAGAAGGGCAAGGGCAAGCUUGGCUACCAUUGCAGGACCAGAAAAGCCAACACAGACUCAGAAGACCUUUAUGACUUUGUUUUUGCUGUUGCAAGAGAAGAAGAGGAGAAAACAUUGCUCAACAAAAGAACGAAAGCUAAGGAAGAAAAGGCUUAUGUUAACUCUUCCAGUUACCCCACAGAAGUUGCUACUGGUACUGCCCCUAAUUUGGUUCACAGAGAUAGAGCCCAACCUAUUGGGAUCACUUCCCUGAAAACAGCAAGCCAUUUCCGAAGUGUGUCUACUCUGGAAAUUCUGUCCAUCCGUCUAAACAGGAAUACGUGCCAGAUGCUGGGAAAUCUGCUCAGCUCUUGGAUAUCUUUAGAAAAGCUUGUUCUGUCUUUGAAUGGCUUAGGUCCCAAUAUCUUCAGCAUCCUUUCUGGUCUCCGGGCUCUUUCUCGGCACAAUGACUACCAUCUCCGUGUAGUGCACAUCAGUGACAUGCUCUCCCAUGUCCCCUGCAUGAAUCUUGUACACUCUGUUUUGAGUGCUGUUCCAUUGCUUCAGGUGCUUACAGUCAGCUUUGAUCUCAAAACUCUAAUGGAGUGGAGCAGGACAGAAGAGAGCUCGGGCUCAUCAUCUUUAGAUGAAGACAUUCCAGAGAGCCAUCUGGAAAAUCUUGAGAUCAGAUUUCCCAGGGAACCUCUUCAAACAAGCCUGCUGAUACCUGUGCUGAAAGCCUCAAUGUCUCUCCAGAGUCUCUCUCUAGACAGCGUUGCAAUUUCUUGUCCCCAAGAGGUUGAGCUUCUCCUUCAUGCACUGAAAGACUAUUGCCCAGUCCUAAAGAGGUUAAGUUUUCAUGACAUCAAUCUUUCUCACCAUGCAAAAGAUGUCCUCUUGCUGCUGCAGGACCCCAUCCUUCAAGAAAUCACCUUUUCAUUUUGUCGGCUGUUUGAAAACUGUAAUGCAGAGUUUCUGUCUGAAAUCAUAAACGCUGUGAAGAAGAACUCGUCUUUGAAGACCCUCAAGCUCCCUGGAAAUAGGCUUGGAAAUCACAGGUUGAUUGCACUGGCUGAUAUUUUUUCUGAAGAUUCAUCUACUUCCAUUUGUCAUCUAGAUGUCAGUUCCAACUGCAUCAAACCUGAUGGACUCUUGGAGUUUGCAAAGAAGCUGGAGAGUUACAUAGCCCAACGUGGGGAACAGAUCAAAUUCACGAAACUUUGCCUCUCUCAAAAUUGGCUGGACCAAGAUGCUGUAACGGCUCAAGAAGCCCUUUGGCGGCUCAAAGCCAUAUGCAGUGUGGUCAGUGACACAUGGGACUCCUCUCAAGCCUUUGCUGACUAUGUUAGUAUGAUGUAACAAGUACCCAGGGUGUUCUUUUGUAAUAAACCUUGAUUUUAGCUGAA
Molecule: messenger RNA, 2619 nt
Organism: Eublepharis macularius
Lineage: Eukaryota; Metazoa; Chordata; Lepidosauria; Squamata; Eublepharidae
Gene: LRRC41
Product: leucine rich repeat containing 41
Exons: 10
Coding region: 164-2572 (802 amino acids)
Cellular component (GO): cytoplasm; nucleus
Source: RefSeq, a predicted model, not a curated record